Messenger RNA from Gasterosteus aculeatus aculeatus (three-spined stickleback), 1540 nucleotides. Lineage: Eukaryota; Metazoa; Chordata; Actinopteri; Perciformes; Gasterosteidae. The record is from RefSeq and is a predicted model, not a curated record.
AUGAUACGUGAGUACAUCAAAGUUCACUUAGACAAGCAUCUUCUUUGGAGUCGGUCUUAUAGGAUUGUUCUUCAUCAUGGCUGGACGCCUGCUGUUUGUCACCCUCAUGUAUUCCUGUGCCAAUACUAAAACACAAGCUCGUCCUCAACUCAUAAUGAAUUCAGCGGUGAUCUCAGAGACGGAAACAGUCACAUUGGACUGUCGAGCUCCAUCAUAUCCUACUGUCCACCAGUGUUAUUUCACCAUUAUCGGAGCAAAACAUGCCAAAGGCUUCACUUGUGUGCAGACACUGACAGGAACUGAACUGUUGAGGAUGUCAGACCAGAGAGCACCUGCUGAGGUUAAAGUGGAUUGUUAUUACACUGUAAUGGUUGGAGACGUGAAUCAUCCAUCUGCACACAGUGUCACAUCAUCCAUCACAAUCCAAAAUGUUGUCAAGUCGAGCACGACGCAGACUAAGACGGCAUCUGCUGUGACCACAGCAGGUCUUUGUGCUUCCAGGCCUGUAACUACUGUAAAGCAAACAUCAGCAGGUCUCAGUGCUUCCAGGCCUGUAACUCGUAUAAAGCAAACACCAGCAGAUCAAACCUUUGGACCAAGAAACUCUGGUAGUUUUAGUUCUCCUCCCCUCACAACAGACAAACCAACAUCAGAUGUUGUCGAGUCGAGCACGACGCAGACUAAGCCGGCAUCUACUGUGACCACAGCAGGUCUCAGUGCUUCCACGCCUGUAACUCGUAUAAAGCAAACAUCAGCAGAUCAAACCUUUGGACCAAGAAACUCUGGUAGUUUUAGUUCUCCUCCCCUCACAACAGACAAACCAACAUCAGAAAUGCAGAGAUGGAUGUUCAUGGUGAUUGCGAUUUGUUUGGGAGGUUUUUUCUCUAUUUCCUUACUGGGACUGGGCCUUCUGUGUAGCAAAAGAACAUUGGAAAGAUGUUCUUAUAAGAGGUCACAAGCUGAUGUCACUGGUUCUGUGAAACUGGAGGAGCAAACAUUUACAAAUGAGAAUCCCAUAUACCAUCUCUACUCCACUAUCCCCGACGAGCCGCCUGCAUCAGCCCAGGAGGAAGCGAUGUACAGCUACCUGCAGCCACAGUUGAAGCACUAGCCUUUUAUACUGUAGAGAAACUGUUUGAGCGGAAAGUCUUCUUUAAUCCAUUUAUUUUACAUUUUUUAAACAUAAUAUUCUUUGCAAAAAUGCAAUGCCAAUUGUAACUAAUGAACAACAGGUCUCAGCUGGGUGGCACACUUGAUAUUUUGUUUUACAGGGAGAAAAGAUUAUUGAAUUUUUAUAUUGAAUUACAGAGAAUGGACGUUUACUUUUUGCAAUUGUUGAAUAUGUGCAAAGGUUUCAUUUUGUGAAGUUGGAGGCUGUUGAUUAGCACUACAUUGUAGACAGCUUCUUCUUUCUCUUUAAAGAUUCAAGUCAAAGAUGGGUCAGGAUUUUCUUCUGCAUGCUGUCAUAAAACAGCAUAAGCUUGCUUCUUUAGGACCUGUAACACGAUGCCUGCUCAAUAGAAUUAAACAAUUAAAAAAA